This is a messenger RNA of Debaryomyces hansenii CBS767, 282 nucleotides long. RefSeq names its product DEHA2E07062p. The transcript has a single exon. NCBI's taxonomy places the organism in Eukaryota, Fungi, Ascomycota, Pichiomycetes, Serinales, Debaryomycetaceae. The coding region runs from base 1 to 282 and encodes 93 amino acids. The record is from RefSeq and is a predicted model, not a curated record.
AUGCUUUUGAUAAUAUGUUUCUUUAUGGCCGUGGUGUUAGGCACCCCGGUUCCAGCCAAUUUGCAAUUCAAGGCCACCAGAUUUGUACCUUCCAAUACUUUUUCUACUAUAGUGCCCACCUACACCCCCGCCUAUGCUCCUACGGCUGAAAAGCCUAAGGACGUCAAGAUCAUGUUCAACAACCAGGACAUGGUGGAUGCUGCUUCUGUGGAAUCCCGUCGCACCUACAACAACCCCUCCGAAGGCCCAUCGCUGGAACACAACCACUAUGCGUUGUUAUAG